Molecule: messenger RNA, 2280 nt
Organism: Brassica oleracea var. oleracea
Lineage: Eukaryota; Viridiplantae; Streptophyta; Magnoliopsida; Brassicales; Brassicaceae
Source: RefSeq, a predicted model, not a curated record
AUGUCUUCUUCGUCUCGCAGCCUACACGGUUGCGAUGUCGUCUUCUGAUGGACGUUUUGGAGGUUUCUUGUCCCGUGGUGGUUUCGUUGCAGGCUAAGCGUAUGGGAUCCGAAGGGUGCGGCGGAGUUAGGGUUUCGUCGAAUAAAACAGCAGACAACAGCAACUGUGAGAAGACUCGCGUCGAGAUUGAGCGUUCAAUUAGUAAGAAAGGAGGUGGGGUUUCAGAUCCGUCUCAAUGGCGCAAGUUAAUGCACUCACACGACUUUGUACAUGAUAGGCUUACCAAACUCCGUGUUGAAAGUUCUUCCGAGCCUCAGAACGGUUAUCUACCGAUCGCCAGUCCUGAAAGUGCAGAGUCUUCUAGGAAAAGAGGAAAGCUUUCGAGAAAUAGUAGUAGCAACCUUACUUCCAAAAGGUCUAGAUUGAUUCUUUUAGAUGACACUGUCAGAGAUAAUGACUCCAAGGAGUUAUCUGGACAAGGAUCUACUCUCUCAGAUAAACCCUUAGCAGUGAAGCAACGAAGCAGCUGUAAUGGCAGGCGAAGUGAUAAGAGGACUCCAAAAGUUCUCACUAGAACUUUUUCAACUGUCAAUCCAGCCACUGGCGAAAAUGCUUAUUUUGGUGCCUAUGGCUUGAAGCCUGAUAUAAAUGAUGUUACCAAACUCGUUGAAGAUUUGUCACUGAACAAGCUUCUUGAAGGCUCUUAUGAGUGUCCUUCUUUGGGCAAAGACAAAAUGAAGAAACUUGAGAAGACUAAUGACACUUUGCUGAGUGUAGUCAGAAAUGUUUGGUCUGUUCUUCCAACUAGAAGGCCUGUUCAAUCACAAAUCUCUGCUGAAUUAGACGCUUGCAUCAGCAGAUCUCUGGAGUCGCCUAGCUCUAUCUCUGCAACAGUAAAUGGUGAAAACAGCGUUAAAGUAAAUGCUCUUGAUGGAGAUCUAUCCUCAUCUUCUAAGGAUCAUUGUGUCAAUCCUGAGAUUCCUUCCUCACCACUUAAUUUUCCAUUAUGCAAGUCUAGCGAUGUAUUGAAAAGAUUAGGGCUUCCUUCGCCGAAAGAUUUAGAUUCUCUGCUCCAAGACGCUUCAAAACCUUCUCAGAACUCUAAGAACAUGUUAGAUCAGCAGCGUUCAGCUAAACAACUACCUCUACGUGGCGGAUUGCCACAUUUCCCGUGGUCACAGGCUUAUAAUGCGAGCUCUAGAACCAACUCGGAAGCUGCAAAGCUUCUUACUGGCAAAACGCUUUGUCAAGGACGAUGGCUAAGAAUAGCCGAGACUACUAUGAGCUCUCACGAGAGUAUAACCAAUCAUUUCGCAAAUCUGGAUUCACUCACUUUCAACCAAAGCUUAGUCCUUCCAGUACAGAAGCAAACUGGUGCUGGAACUAAGACCACUUCGUGCCAGUGCACAGAAGCAUCUGUGUCUACCUUUCAAAAAGCGUCAUGUGUUCCUACAGAAGCAGAGGGCUCGCAAGAUGUUCAAGACGAUGCUCGAUCCUGUCCUCAGCUACUAGCAGCUGCUCAAACGCUUUGUGACUUUGCAGUCCAAUCCGGAAACCACAACAACAACCCAAACGGAAUCCUCAGGUGGCCAACGAUGCUUUCUCAGAAGUCAAUGAAGGCCCGCAAAUCCAAACUAAUAGAAACGCCUCUUGAAAGGCACGGAACAACUGAAUCCUCCUCCUCCUUACAUCUUAUCUCAAGCAGCAAGAAGAACAACCACGUGAGAAAAGAUUCAGCAGCGCUGCAUAAUCAUCAUGAUCGCCAUCAUCUUCCUAAGCCCUCAAAGAGACUGAAACUAUCAACGAUGGAGAACAAGAAAGGAUCAUUCCCGAGCUCAUCAGCAUCCGCGAUAGAGUCAGAUAGAAAACAUUCAUCUUCAAGCAAGUUCAAGAAUCAUUCCCGUAUGAUGAUGCCGCCGCCUCCACCACCAACGAGAACACUCCAAAAAUCUUCCACUUAUCCUCAUAAAGCUCGGAGGUUUCCAGGAAUCGGUUGAUAGAUCCAUAUAAAAACCAAUCUUAUUUACACAAAGCCGGUCUGGUAUUACAAGGGGGACAAAACCACUUCGUAGGAGUCGUAUGUAAAUAUGAAUGUUGUCACGGUGUAAGGUAAGUUCUCUAUUUGCACAGUUUAGGAGGUGCAGAAGACUAUAUAUAUAGUUUAUAUAUGUAUUGCCUUCAAUGUUGUAACAUUUUUUUUUUCAUUUGUAGUUGUAGCCCACACAGUUCUUUUAAGGUCUGUUGUGUUUAAAGAUUAUUAAUUCUACGAGGUUAAUGAUA